CCACCAUCGUCAAAGUCCUUCUCGAAGGUCGUUCGUAUAUUCCGAGAACAUAGCAUUAUGGCUGCUAAGAAAGUGUUGGUACUUCACGGUUACGCUCAAAGCGCUACGAUCUUCAGCAAACGACUCGGUGCUCUUCGCAAGUCCUGUGGCAAGGAUGUCGACCUUGUCUUCGUAGAUGCACCGCAUGUUCUUAGCCCCGCAGACCUCGCUGAGGCGUUCCAAACGUCAUCUGAGGCGAAGUCGCUGGACGAUUUUGGUGCCGGGGAAGCGGCAGCCGAGACCGACCCAGCGCUGGCGCCCAGAGGUUGGUGGAGCGUCGACGGAUCGCGGACGAAGACCGACGGCCUGGAGGACUCCAUCCUGCUGCUGCGUGACUAUCUCGUCAAGGAUCAUUACGAUGGCAUCUUCGGAUUCAGCCAGGGAGCAGGAAUGGCAGCCAUCAUGACGGCUUUGCUGGAGAGACCCGAGGUGUUUCCGCCCGUCCUUGUGGACGGCAAGCCCCCUCACCCGCCUUUUACUUUCUGCAUAGCGGCUGCUGGGUUCAGGCCUAGGAGUCCUCUCUGCGACGCGAUCUUCGAGCCAUCCUUCUCGACGCCGAUACUGCACAUCCUCGGAAAGAACGACGUCCUCGUCGUGGAGGAGCGCACGAAGCUGCUAAUAGACAUCUCAACGAACAGUCGCGUGGAGUAUCACGACGGAGGCCACUUUGUGCCUUCGAAAGCGAACUGGAGGAAUUUUUUGAAGGCGUACAUGAAAGACCCUCUUGGCGAUGUGCCGUCGCCGUCUGCCGCUGGCUCACAGCCUGCAUCAGGUGUUGCUACGCCUGUGACACCCGCACCCUAGAACCGUAGACAGAAGUGUACACCAGUGUAGAUGCCCGCUAAUAUCAAUAUCGCGGCGCCGGUCAUUAGCGCGAAGGCCGGGCAAGUCUAAUCUCAAC
Molecule: messenger RNA, 940 nt
Organism: Trametes versicolor FP-101664 SS1
Lineage: Eukaryota; Fungi; Basidiomycota; Agaricomycetes; Polyporales; Polyporaceae
Product: FSH1-domain-containing protein
Exons: 10
Coding region: 58-843 (261 amino acids)
Cellular component (GO): cytoplasm; nucleus
Source: RefSeq, a predicted model, not a curated record